Lentinula edodes (shiitake mushroom) is the source of this 3099-nucleotide messenger RNA. Its product is annotated as pyridoxal phosphate-dependent transferase. Bases 1 to 2976 code for a protein of 991 amino acids. The transcript is spliced from 11 exons. Lineage: Eukaryota; Fungi; Basidiomycota; Agaricomycetes; Agaricales; Omphalotaceae. The record is from RefSeq and is a predicted model, not a curated record. Gene Ontology annotation, biological process: carboxylic acid metabolic process. Gene Ontology annotation, molecular function: pyridoxal phosphate binding; carbon-carbon lyase activity.
AUGUCUGAAAAAGACAAAAGCAAUGCUGUUGCUGCUUGGUUUCUUGGUCCUAAGGGCGAAAAUGCUGAGUCUUUGCGUCAGCUACUGACAGAAGCCCUUGAAUAUCAUGUCCAAGGGCGCAUUGAUUAUUUUCCAGGGGAUCCUUCAGUGAUCACACCAGAGGUUAAAGCUACUGCUGCAUUUCAAAAGCAAAUUCAGAAACAAACUACUCUUGUGAAAUUGUUAUCAGGAGACCUUACAAAAAGCUCUGUUCCCUUCUGGAACCCUCGAUACAAUGCACACAUGCUCAUGGAUACAUCAAUGCCUGGUAUUCUAGGAUAUUUCACGGCAAUGCUCUUCAACGCAAAUAAUGUUGCUCUUGAAGCAUCCCCAUUGACCACUGCCAUCGAGAUAGAAGUUGGAAAACAACUUGCCAAAAUGGUUGGGUAUAAUAUAAUGUUGCACAACCCGGACCCCAUUGGCUGGGGCCAUAUCACCGCAGAUGGUUCUAUCGCUAAUUUGGAGUCGAUGUGGGCUGCUCGAAAUCUCAAGUUCUAUCCUCUUUCCCUGAGAUUGGCAAUGAUGAAUCAACUCAAAUUUAUUGCGGACACAUUCCGUGUUGACACCUGUACCCAUGAGUCGAAGUUUCUCAAAGACUUCACUACGUGGGAGCUUCUGAACAUUCUUCCGACUGAUGUUCUGGACAUACCGACCCGCCUCAACAAAGAAUACAGCAUUACAGCUCAAUUUUUGCAGGAUGCAUUGAAUCCAUACCUCAUACAGACUGUAGGAAAGGAGCGUCUGGAGCGCGAGUUUCAUGUUAAGCCAAUGGCGUACUUUGCCAGUGCUACAAUGCAUUACUCAUGGCCUAAAGGAGCUGGUCAGUCAUCUAUAACUGGGAUUGGCAGCGAAAACGUGAUUUCCGUCACAGUGGACAAUUCCGCUCGAAUGGACCCGAACGACCUGCGAAGGUUGCUGCACGAGUGCUUGAACCUCAAGGAUGCUCAAGGGAACCCUGCUCCCAGAGCUGUUUACGCUGUCGUAGCCAUAGUUGGCUCUACAGAACAUGGUGCCUGCGAUCCGUUGAAGGAUAUUCUUGAUGUCCGCGACGAAUUCCGAAGAAAGGGUCUCAGUUUUGUUUUACAUGCAGACGGUGCUUGGGGUGCCUACUUUGCGACUACAAUUCCCGAAAUCAUAGCCAGGCUCGAUAUUUUCGUACCUACUGUCCCACUCAACACAAAAACUCUCGAGAGCAUUGUGCGUAUGCGAGAUUGCGACUCUAUCACUGUUGAUCCUCAUAAGAGCGGAUAUAUCCAAUAUCCUGCUGGAGGUUUACUUUACCGUGAUGAGCGUAUGCGCUAUCUUGUGACCUGGACAAGCCCCAUCGUUUACCGCAAUGAUCUACAAAGUAUUGGGGUCUUUGGUGUUGAAGGAAGCAAGCCUGGUGCUGCGCCCGUGGCAACGUGGUUCUCGCAUACCAUUCUUGGUCUUGACACUGACGGCUAUGGCCAAUUGCUGGGUGAAGCAUUAUUCAGUGCUGUCAAGAUGUAUGCCCAUCUAGCGACCAUGUCAACAAACAAAACAAAUUUCAUUGUUCGUCCCCUGAAUAUGCUUCCUGCUGAAAUCAAAGGGAACCGGAGGGGAGAAGUUGAAGCCCAGAAAGAACUCAUCCGGAAGAAGAUCCUUCAUGUCCCUAACCACAAGCUUGUCACAGAUAGAGAGAUCUGGAAGCUUGUCGUCGAGAUGGGCUCUGAUCUUUCCAUAAACACCUUUGCUGUCAAUUUCAAGUUAGGGGACGUCGUUAACGAAGACGUUAUUGAGGCUAACUACCUUAACAAGCGCAUAUACGAGAAACUGUCCACAAUCGACGACAGUGGCAAGAAGCCUCCACUUUUCCUCAUUUCCACUGUCCUUUCCCAGAAAAAUUAUGGCGAGUGUCUGUUCAAAUUCAAAGAUCGUUUGGGCUUGAAGGGAAGCCAAGAUCUAUACACACUUGUCAACGCUGUUAUGUCUCCAUGGCCUACUGCAAUCGGCCUCACAGAAGAGGUUGCUCAGUCAUUACAGGGAACCAUUGUGAAGGAGUGCGAAGUCUCUGUGUACCGCAAUACUCUCACGGAAGAUUAUCAUGCUUUUAUCAUGCAGGGCACUGACUCCAAACUCUUCUUUGUACAUCUUCCCAUGUUUAACAUGGAAAACCAUCGCCUCCAGCUCAUUAUCACGGGUGAAAUUCCCAUCCAGAUGAGGUUUGCCUAUAUUGGGGCACGUGAAAAGAACCCCGACACUGUCUAUCUCCUGGUGAACGAUACUCCCACCACUCUUGAAAAGAUUCUAGCGGCGAAGGAAUUUGAAGCGCGCAUCGAGCCCUUUAACCCAAGAGGCCAACAACCGUGCGUACCACCCAUUGUCAAAGGCAAAAUUACAAACAUCAAGGUCAUUGUUCAGAAGAAGCUCAAUAGCAAAUUCCUUACUCCUUACCCGACUGAUAAAAUGCCCUUUUAUGUUUACGGCUCAGAUGCUCAGAAGCACAUAGACCAUGUCUAUACGGCUUCACCCAACAUACAAAUGACUGCUGAACAAGUUGUCAUUGGACGUCAUCUUCAAAACGAUUGGAAUGCCAAUCCCGUCCUCUACGCACAACUUCCAUUUGUUGAGAGUUCAAUGCACCCUUUCACAACUAACUUUGAACGUGAAACAGCUCUCGAACCAUUCUUCUUCCGUAGUGACAUGCAGUAUGACCAUGUCCUUUUCACCAAAGACUUGGCUGGUAAAGAAGUCGUCGCCACAACCAGUCUUAGGUUGCAAAAGAAAAAGAAUGUCUUUAUUGACACCGACAUGCUCAAUGCUGAUCCUGAACCUGGUGCAAUGGAGUCGGUUUCUUACUGCGGUGCUCAUGUUCAUGAAGUAAACUAUGCUGAAGAAUACAAGCCCCGGGGACAUAAGUACAUGCAGAUGAUUGAUGACUUCAAGGCCGCAUUGCAAGGUAUUGAUUCUCAGUAAUUUGUUCUUGAUGUGACCACGGGAAAUUUGAAAGAAGUGAAUAUUUCUGACAUUCCAUAUGUACAUAGGAUUUGUCCAUGAUUCCUAUGAGUGCUUUAAGUCGGAGAAACAGACAAAUGUAAC